Messenger RNA from Prunus dulcis (almond), 2490 nucleotides. Its product is annotated as KH domain-containing protein HEN4-like. The record is from RefSeq and is a predicted model, not a curated record. The transcript has 7 exons. Gene Ontology annotation, cellular component: nucleus; cytoplasm. Lineage: Eukaryota; Viridiplantae; Streptophyta; Magnoliopsida; Rosales; Rosaceae. Gene Ontology annotation, molecular function: mRNA binding. Gene Ontology annotation, biological process: regulation of gene expression. The coding region runs from base 194 to 2275 and encodes 693 amino acids.
AAACCAAUCAGGUUCGCUUCAUUAAGGAUUUCGAACUUUCGGCUUCUCAAAAGCAAAACACUCCCUUGAUUGGUAGAAGAAGCAAACAAUGUCCCCUGAGUUGAACAAGUGCUGUUUCAACCCAAACUGAAACUCUGCUUCUUUCGAAUCUUCCACAACUGGUGCAACAGGUCUGCCAUAAUUUAGGGUAGAAAUGUCAGCUCCAUUAACGCCUUCAAAGAGACCACAUGAUGAGAACCCUAUAGAGCCAAAUGGGAAAGGGAAGCUGCAAAAGUCUGAAAAUCAACCUUCUAAACUCUCAUCUGGCAAUGCUGUUUUCAGGGUACUGUGCCCUGUGUCCAAACUUGAUAGUAUCACUGGGGAUGGUGGCUCUUUUAUAUCACAAAUUUGUCAAGAGACUCUUGUAAAGGUCAGAGUUGAGGAAACUGUCCCCGGAUGUGACGAAAGAGUUAUUAUUGUGGGUUCUGAUAGAGAGAAUGAUGUUGAUACUGAGCAUAGCAAGGAGGAUGGUGUUGAAGGGGAAAAUGUGGAUGAAAAGCAUGAUGAUACUAAGGAUUCAAAAGAGAAUGAUGAAAAUAAGGAAUCUGUUCCUAAUGAAGAUUCGGAAUCUGUUCCUAAUGAAGAUUCGAAAUCUGACAACUUAACUCCAUCUGUGAAGAAAGCUCUGCAACUUGUGUUUGAGAGAAUAAUUGAAGGGGAAACAGAGACUGAUGGAGGGGACGAACAAGGUGAAAAGUCUUUGACAUUUGUUUGUAGAUUACUAGUCCUUUCGACUCAAGUGGGAUGCCUUUUGGGAAAGGGUGGUAGUGUGGUCAAACAAAUGUCAUCUGAAAGUGGGGCACAAAUCCGGAUCCUUCCUAGAGAUAAACUUCCAUUAUGUGCAACAGCUUCCGAUGAACUAGUUCAGGUUACUGGGGAAGUUGAUGCAGUUAGGAAAGCUCUUGAAUCUGUUUCUCAGCAGCUUUUGGAGAAUCUACCUCGUGAUAGUGACUCUUCCCUGUCCAAUACUUCAGGGCCAUCAUCUCAUUCAAUUGGUCAAUCUCUUCCUAGACCAGAAGUAUAUCCACCACCCAACCGUUCUCAAGGAGCACCAUAUAGUGAUCAGCUUGGAGAUGUUGCAGAUUCACAUCCUGCUGCUCAUCCACUAAUACCCAAAUUCCAUGGAAGUGGUAGGAUGAAGCCUUCACAGGAAGUCCUAACUUUCCGCUUAUUGUGCCAUGAAGAGAGAGUAGGAGGUGUAAUUGGAAAAGGUGGAUCCAUAAUAAAGACGCUUAAGCAAGAAACGGGCUGUGAAAUCAAAGUUAUGGAAGGCGUGCCUGACUCAGAGGACCGUCUUAUUAUUGUAUCUGGUCCUGCGCACCCAGAUGAUAGGAUAUCACCUGUCCAAGAUGCCGUUCUUCGUGUCCAGAGUAGAAUAUUCAGGGCUGCACCUAAUAGCAAGGAACAAUCCAUGAUGGCGAGGCUUCUUGUUUCCUCUAAUCAAAUUGGUUGUCUCCUUGGCAAGGGUGGUGCCAUCAUUGCCGAAAUGAGAAAGUUAUCUCGGGCGCAUAUCCGUAUAAUGGGGAAGGAUCAAAUUCCAAAAUGUGCUCCAGAUGAUGAAGAACUUGUUCAGAUAAAUGGAGAAUUCGAAGCCGUUAAAGAUGCUCUUCUCCAGAUCACCACUAGGUUGCGGCAUCACUAUUUCCGUGAUGCAUUUCCUUCUAUAAAUUAUCCUCCAAAUCCCGCGUAUUUGGAUCAACCUCCAUUUCAAUCAUAUAUGAGGAGGGACUUCUCACCUCCAGGAAUGCAUUCUAAUUUAGGCAUGCCAUUUCACAAGUUUGAUGCUGUUGGUGGCCCUCCUCCACAUGGUGUUUUUCAUCCCCAUGAUGAUCGUGCUCCUUUUAUGCACAAUAUUCAUAGGUUAGGUGGGCCCCCGCAUUUAUCUGAAAGAAGACCUUGGGGUCCUCAGGGACAUCUUGAGGGUGGUGGUCCAUUAGGCCUGCCGAAUUUUGCUCCACAAAGAAGAAUUCCAGGAUUUGGAGGAAGCCAGCCAGCUAUAAUAACCAACACCACUGUUGAAGUUGUUGUCCCUAGUUCCCUUGUUCCUGUAAUAAAUGGAGAAGAUGGUGAAUGCUUGAAGCAAAUACGUCAGAUUUCGGAUGCAAAAGUUACCAUUACGGAGCCUAAGCCCGGAGCACUUGAAACUGUGAUCAUAAUAUCUGGAACACCUGAACAAACGCAUGCUGCGCAGAGUCUUAUUCAAGCAUUUGUGAUGAGUGAGACUGACUCUUCUUGAUUUAUGUUAGAAGGAUCCCUUUUGGUGCCCAUGAAAGUUAAAGAAAAGAUUGCCUUCCAUAUACCAAAUAUGGGACAAUGAGGUUGUAGUAAAUUGCGAGGAAUUUCUAAUAUCACAUUCUAACCUGUUUUGUUUAUCUGUGCAUGUGUGGAACUUUUACAUCCCCCCCCCCCGCCAUUUUUUUAGAAGGAAAGGAAAAAAAAUUUCAAAACCCA